Molecule: messenger RNA, 1664 nt
Organism: Trichoderma asperellum CBS 433.97
Lineage: Eukaryota; Fungi; Ascomycota; Sordariomycetes; Hypocreales; Hypocreaceae
Biological process (GO): transmembrane transport
Cellular component (GO): membrane
Molecular function (GO): transmembrane transporter activity
Source: RefSeq, a predicted model, not a curated record
UUUUCGACCUCCUUUUCUCACUCUCCUCCUCCUCCUCUCUUUUUUUUUUUUUUUNUUUUCAAGUCGAAACAACAUAAAUUUUUUCACUUCCGCAUUGUUCAAGUCUAAUCUAGUUGUCGAUUGGCAACUGCCAAUCGUUCCGCUUCUUGAACGGCGCUUGCGUUCUAAAGAGUCAGAAAAGCCCAGGAAUCAUGGAUGUCCAGCAGGUCAACUCAAGGGCAAUUCAUGACGAGGUCGACCUCGAAUUCGACCACUCUGAAACAUCGAGCGAUGAAAAUGACACAAGAGACCGUGGAGAAAAGGGGGGCUCAGAGGCCCAAGAUGAAAAGCACCAGUCGCAGCCGCAAGUCAAUGGUGAUUUAGAGCGGCAGCAAACAACGAGAUCCGCAGCAUCUUAUCAAGAAACAUACCCUGAAGGUGGACUCCAGGCAUGGCUCGUGGUGGCAGGCUCUUGGUUCGCCAUGAUCGCUUCCAUGGGGUUGAUGAACAGCAUUGCCGUGUUCCAGGCCUAUACGCUCAGCCAUCAACUCAAGGGCACGAGCGAGAGCACCGUCGGUUGGAUCUUCUCCAUCUACACUUGGCUGGCCUUUUUCGGUGGCGUCUAUAUCGGCCCCGUCUUCGACAAGUACGGCCCAAAGUGGCUGGUCGUUGCUGGAUGUGCCUGUACCGUCGGUGCCUUGGUUGGCAUGAGCUUCUGCACCGAGUUGUACCAAUUCAUCCUGUCGUUUGGCAUCCUCGGCGGCCUGGGCACGUCGCUCACCUUCACUCCCUGCAUCGCAGCGGUUGGCCAUUGGUUCAAAGCAAGGCGUGGCUUCGCCACUGGGCUUGCAUCGACGGCGGGUGGUAUCGGAGGCAUUAUCUUCCCCCUCAUGCUCACUGCCUUGUUCGAGCGCAUCAGCUUUGGCUGGGCCACACGAGUCCUUGCUCUCAUAUGCCUGGUGUGCGGGCUUGUGGGAAUCACUCUCGUCCGAUCUCGUCUGCCACCAGCCAAGAAUGCAACGGCUCAUCCCGACUUUCGCAUCUUCCGACAGAUUCCGUUCCUGCUAACCACCAUUGGUGUCUUCCUCUUGGAGUUCUCGCUCUUUAUUCCUCUGACGUACAUCACAACUUAUGCACAGUAUGAGGGCUUUGAUAGCACGUUUGCCUACCACCUCUUGCCUAUCAUGAAUGCUGGCUCUGUGAUAGGCCGAGCACUCCCGGGAUACUAUGCUGACGUCGUCGGAGCCUUCAACGUGUGUAUCUUCUCCGUGGUAUUCUCCUUCAUAUCAUGUCUGUGUGUGUGGCUACCGCUGGGUCAUACCAAGCCGGGCAUCAUCAUCUUUUCUUUCUUGUUCGGCUUCGGAAGUGGUAACAGCAUUGCCAUUGCACCCGUAUGUAUUGGGCGGAUGUGCAAGACACAAGAGUACGGCCGUUACUAUGCCACAACAUACACCGUCGUAUCUUUUGCAUGCUUGAUAGGCAUUCCAAUUGCUGGAAGCGUCGUGCAAGCCGAUAACGGUUCUUAUACAGGGCUCAUCAUCUUCACCAGCUGCAUCUACAUUGGUGCAGCAAUCAUACUCAUAUUUGCCAAAACAUGGAAGCUUGGGUGGAAGAACUGGCUCGCUGCCUAUUGAGAAAAGAAACAAAGAGAGAGAGAGAGAGAGAGAGAGAGAGAGAGAGAGAGA